This is a messenger RNA of Hypoxylon fragiforme, 2155 nucleotides long. Its product is annotated as mitochondrial carrier. Gene Ontology annotation, molecular function: pyrimidine nucleotide transmembrane transporter activity. The transcript is spliced from 3 exons. Gene Ontology annotation, cellular component: mitochondrion. The record is from RefSeq and is a predicted model, not a curated record. Gene Ontology annotation, biological process: pyrimidine nucleotide import into mitochondrion. Lineage: Eukaryota; Fungi; Ascomycota; Sordariomycetes; Xylariales; Hypoxylaceae. Bases 353 to 1498 code for a protein of 381 amino acids.
CAUUAAAAAAAUAUAAAAUUCAAAAAUUUAAACAGUGAAGUGGGAAAAAAGUUUAAAAUAAAAAAGUCAAAAAGUAAUUACACACAGUCUUUGACGUCGUCACUUUACCACAUGCAAUCCAUUUUUACAAUUUUCAAACUCGAUCACAUAAUUUGACAAGAACCAUUUGGCUUUUCACCAAACUUGGUAUUGUUCUUUGGCAUUUUCAUUCAAUUGAUGGAGUCACGAUAGCUUAGAUCUGAUCAAAAUUGCCUCUGUGCUCCGUAUCUAAUCUAAUCUACACACCUACCACACUACCAUACUACCACACUUACCAAGCCAUCAUUAGCUGUGAUCUCCAUAACCAGCAACCAUGGCUCAGUCGCCAUCCCAUGCAGCAUACACAAUGAACAACGCCAAGGAACGUCGCAAGGGCACAAUGCCCGAGCCACAGCAGUCGCCUCUCCCACAAUCGCGGGAGCUAGGUCUCGCAACUCCGGAAGUCUCGGUGACCAAACCAUCACCCUUUUCCAAGUCCUGGCCACAUCUAGUUGCUGGAGGCGUGGGAGGCAUGACCGCCGCCAUCCUGACUGCUCCUCUCGACGUUUUGAAAACUCGACUUCAGUCCGACUUCUACCAGGCCCAACUCCGAGCUGCGCGAGAAGCGACGGGCAUGGCGCGACUUGGCCCAUGGCGCACUGCCACUUAUCACCUACAAGAAACAUUUCAGAUCCUUCGCGACGUACAUCGCAUAGAAGGUUCGCGCGCCCUGUUCAAAGGCCUGGGGCCCAAUUUGUUGGGAGUAAUACCGGCGCGAAGCAUCACAUUCUAUGUAUACGGAACGGGCAAGCGAGCCUAUUCGCAGUGGACGGGCGCAUCUCCGGAUAACCCAGGAAUACACCUCAUCAGUGCGGUAACGGCAGGGAUUGCGACAGGAACGGCCACAAAUCCGAUUUGGCUUAUCAAGACGCGAUUACAGCUCGACAAGAACAAUGCCGAGAAGAAGGGCGAUGUGAGCGCGCGCCGCUAUCGUAAUAGUUGGGACUGCAUUCGCCAGGUGCUGCGAGAUGAAGGGCCCCGUGGCUUCUUCAAGGGCCUCAGCGCAAGCUACCUCGGCGUUACUGAAAGCACGCUGCAAUGGAUGAUGUACGAGGAGCUCAAGCGCCAGCUGCGAUUACGUGAGGAACACAUUGUGCAGAGCGGAAAGGUGAAGGACUGGUGGGACCACACGGUUGACUGGACAGGCAAUUUCAUGGGCGCCGGUGCUGCCAAGGGGCUGGCAGCUAUUUUGACAUAUCCACAUGAGGUUGCGAGGACCCGUCUAAGACAAGCACCGGUAGGAGACGGGAGACCUAAGUAUACGGGGCUUGUACAGUGCUUUAAGCUCGUCUGGAAGGAGGAGGGUUUCGUCGGUCUAUAUGGCGGCUUAACUCCUCACCUUAUGCGCACAAUUCCCUCAGCUGCCAUCAUGUUUGGCAUGUACGAGGGCAUACUCAAACUUCUCAGCACAAAGAGCUAGAGGAUUCUAGCCCAUGUAACCACAUCUCCUUCCCAGAUGACUCGGGUCGUUAUAAACGGUGAGAAAACUGGAAAGGAGGUGGGAUGAAUGUGUCUACCAUGACCGUGAUCAUACCGGUACUGCGAGUGUGUGGCAUUUGGGAGGUGGCUUACUGCCACAAAUAACCUGCUUCGUUAUAGACGGUGCAUUUGAUACUGGUCACGCAUCCAUGUACCAUUGAGAGAGCUCUGCGAGCUUUCAAAGGAACUACCCAACUCCUAUUACCAGUUUCUAUCGAUGCACAAACCUACACACCAACACACUCAUUGUGUAGGGAACAGAAUCCCACCACUGGUAUUGUAUAUCAAAGUAAAAUGAACAAGGAAAUGUACCAUAUGAAGAAAUGGGUGACCAAGUGGUCGGAGAGAAAGAGAACUUACCCUGAAAUUUGGUCGGGGGCGGCUGAUCAGCUGACUACCUACUAGUAUAGGGCAGUUGACUCAAUCGCAGAUAUACAUGAGGUAUGAUUGGUAGUCACGAUCUGUUGGCCAAAGCAUAUGGCAUUCCCGGAGUUCAGGAAAAUAGGGAAGAAAAAAGUGCGUGGCAGAUGGGAUGAAUUACUGUACGUAGUACGAGAAAAGGAGAAUAGGACGAAACUUGAAAUGACCACUCUGCGGA